CACGACAGUCGCAUUGUCCUAGUUUGUUUAACAAACGUUUGUAGUGCAAUCAUCAUAGUUACGUAGAUACUAUCACAAUGGAUCCCAUAAUGGAUGUUAUAAAGAAUUCAGAGGAGCCGGAAUGGCUUGAAAAAAGUGUAGUUGGAGAGCUGAGAGUAUGGCAAAUUAUGUUUCUCUGUAUAGCUGGCGUGACUACUUUGAUUGUGAUGGUGUGCUGCUGCUUCCGUUUCCGCAUACCUCGCACAAAACAGCAAAUAGAGGCCGAUUACAAGCGGCGCAAAAUAACCAGCAAGUUCAGACAACAACUUGAAACCAUUCAGGACUCCAAAAUGGAUACCAUUUCAUUGAAAGACGCGUUGGAACUGUUGCACGAGAAAAGCCAAUCAAUGGAGGAGAAGCAGGGAUCCCAGCCUAGUUCUAUCAUGUCACCACAACAAAGUUCUUUAGAAACCUCUUUCCAACCGGAUCCCAAGUCGGAGACGCAACCUUCUGGCGGAAUGAACUUCGUCAAAUUCGCGACCAAAGUGGCCAAUUUGUCUAAAUUGAGCCAACCAAAGUCACCCACCACGCCGAAUUCACCAGCUAAAAUGGAUUUUUAAAAGCUUUCUCUAUAAUUUAGUGAAGAUUGUUAUACUUUGGAUGCAUUUUAUGUACUUAGAGAAGAAUUAUUGCAUUUAUUAAUAAGGCUUUCUUAGAAGAUGAAAUUAUAAUAAUUAUGAUAGUUUACUAGAGACGAAAAUAUAGAAUAGGUAGAAUACUGAGAACAUAUUGUUUGUUAACUUAAGAAUAAAUGUAUUUUGUAAUAAAUAAACAAAUUUCCUGCA
Colias croceus (clouded yellow) is the source of this 824-nucleotide messenger RNA. RefSeq names its product transmembrane inner ear expressed protein. Lineage: Eukaryota; Metazoa; Arthropoda; Insecta; Lepidoptera; Pieridae. The record is from RefSeq and is a predicted model, not a curated record. The transcript has 4 exons. The coding region runs from base 78 to 599 and encodes 173 amino acids.